GUAUAUGCGACUUCGACGACAGAAGAUGAACAAGGACAUGUUUGAGGUUCUACAGCAUAUUGGUGUCGGUGCUUUUGGACGAGUUUCCCUCGUAAAAAAGAAGGAUUCCGGUCAAGUUUAUGCUAUGAAAAGCUUGCUGAAGCAAGAUGUUAUUAUGAAGCAACAGGCAGCGCAUGUCAAAGCAGAACGCGACAUACUUGCCGAAGCCGACUCUCCGUGGAUUGUGAAACUGUUCUUUUCGUUUCAAGAUGAUCGAUGUCUCUAUUUUGUCAUGGAAUAUGUACCAGGAGGCGAUAUGAUGCAGUUACUCAUCAACAAGGGAGUGUUUGAAGAAAAGCUGGCACGUUUCUACAUUGCUGAACUUACGUGCGCCAUCGAUUAUGUGCAUUCAUUAGGAUUCAUCCAUCGUGAUAUCAAGCCAGACAACAUUUUAAUUGAUCAACAAGGCCAUAUAAAACUAACUGACUUCGGACUUUGUACCGGAUUGCGCUGGACGCACGAUAGAAGGUAUUACGGUCCCGAAAACGACUCGGAGCCAUCGCACGUUCGAGUUGAUUCAUUUUCGCUGCCACCUGAUGUGCUCAAUAUUCGUCAUCAAAAGAAACGUGACCAGGCGCAUUCAGUCGUUGGAACAGGAAACUACAUGGCGCCGGAAGUAAUUUUGAAGAUCGGUCACACACAGCUUUGUGAUUGGUGGUCAGUAGGUGUUAUACUGUACGAGAUGGUCUUCGGACGGCCGCCGUUCAUGUCCAUGAAUGAUGAUCCAGCAGAGACACAGUAUAAGAUCAUCAACUGGUCACGAUUCUUGGACGUCUCGCCUCGUGCAGGGGGUGGACAUCUGUCAUGCGAUUGCAUUUUGUUCAUUCAACGCCUUUGUUGUGAUCGGAGUAGUCGAAUUGGAUCGAAUGGAGCUCGUGAAGUGAUGGACCAUCCAUGGUUUCGGGGGAUUGACUUUAAAAAUCUGCGAUCCACACGAGCUGAGUUCAUUCCUAGAGUUGAACACGCCGAGGAUACGUCCAAUUUUGAGGCAAUUGAGAUAAGCGAGUCGCCAUUCGAAACGCUGGGUAAACGGGUGCCGAACAAUCCGGCAUUCUAUGAAUUCACGUUCCGACACUUCUUUGACACUGACGGACAAGGUUGUCCAAGCCUUCGACCGCCGCAGAAGCGACCACCUCUAGCACCGCUUUUCGAAGGAAUAGGAGCCCGGCAUGAAGCUGCAAGCAGCUCUGAGUCAAUCGUCAUUUAA
Angiostrongylus costaricensis is the source of this 1246-nucleotide messenger RNA. The record is from the annotation of a GenBank genome assembly. NCBI's taxonomy places the organism in Eukaryota, Metazoa, Nematoda, Chromadorea, Rhabditida, Metastrongylidae.